AUGUCGCAGGUUCUUGGGCGAACUAAUCUGGCAUUUUCGAGAGCGUGGCAUGUUGUCAAUGUCGGUGCGGAUUCUCGAAGCCUUGGAAGGCUUGCAACUUCUAUAGCGGUGACGUUGAUGGGCAAGCACAAGCCAAUAUACCAUCCAUCAAACGACUGUGGAGACUAUGUUGUAGCAGUUGGUUGUAACGACAUCCGGCUCACUGGCAACAAGAGGGAUCAAAAAAUGUAUUACAAGCAUACGACACGGCCCGGGAAAGGGUUCAAACAGAUGAACAUGGAGCGAGUUUUCCAGAAAUUUGGAGGCGGUGAAAUCCUUAGGAGAGCAGUUAGUGGGAUGCUACCGAAAAACAGACUGAGGGACGUGAGGUUGGCAAGAUUAAAAGUUUACGAGGGAUUGCACCACCCGUACAAGAAGAAUAUUAUGGUCAUGGAAGCGAAGUCCAACCGUAGGGGGCCAAUCGGCCCCUCCUACGGACCUGUUGGGGCGCCUAAUAAUAACCAUAAUAACCAGGAAGCAAGCCCGCCAUUAGCGAUAGAGUAG
Messenger RNA from Orbilia oligospora ATCC 24927, 543 nucleotides. RefSeq lists its product as uncharacterized. The record is from RefSeq and is a predicted model, not a curated record. Gene Ontology annotation, molecular function: mRNA binding; structural constituent of ribosome. Lineage: Eukaryota; Fungi; Ascomycota; Orbiliomycetes; Orbiliales; Orbiliaceae. Gene Ontology annotation, biological process: translation; negative regulation of translation. The transcript is spliced from 4 exons. The coding region runs from base 1 to 543 and encodes 180 amino acids. Gene Ontology annotation, cellular component: mitochondrial large ribosomal subunit; ribosome.